AUGAAGACUCUGAUCAUUCCUCCCCCCAUGCUCCCACAGCCGUCCCCACGGAGGCUCCUAGGCGAGGAGGGUGGGGGUGCUCACUGGUGUCGUGCAGCAGGCGGCUACCCCAGUCAGCUACGCUCCCCCAUGUACCUGGCAGACCACCUGCUCAACCCCAGCUUCCAGCCUCCUCCUUACACACCACCACCCAUGCUGAGCCCCCUACGCCCAGGGACCGGCCUGUACUUCAGCACAGUGCCUUGGCUUCACCCCGGCCCUCCUCUGCCCAGCAGCUACACCGCCUCUUUGGAUGGAGCUGAUGGAAUCUCAUUGAUGAUGGACGACACAGUGGUCAACAUAGAGCCGAGAAUCAACGUGGGCCAACGUUUCCAGGCUGAGAUCCCACCCAUUCGUAACCUGCUUCUAAUGCUAUAUGAUGAGCACCCUGCUCAGCUUGUCUGGGCUCCAUGGGGAGACAUAUCCAGCAAUGUGGAAACACAAAAAGGGGUGACUAAACUGAUAGACUUGUGCUGUUCCAGCGUGCUGCCAGGAGGGGGCACCAACACAGAGCUGGCCCUCCACUGUCUGCAUGAGGUGCAGGGAGACAUUCUGGCUGCACUUGAUUUACUGUUAGUCAGGGGAGACUUCCGUUCCUCAACACACCCUUUGUGUGACUAUCACUACCCAGGUUCAGAUGAUUGGAGUCCUCAAGAGAAGAAACUAUUUCGUAAAGCGCUGCUCACACAUGAGAAGGACUUCCAGCUUAUUCACAGUGUGUUACAGACUAAGUCCGUGACGCAGUGUGUGGAGUACUACUAUGCAAUGAAGAAGCUCAAGAAGUUCAAGCAACGCAGUCGAGGAUCAGACAAAAAGGAAGCAGUUGGUGAAGAGCUUCAGAUGGAGUCACCUGGCUGUUGUGAGGACAACCAUGUGGGACGGAGAGUGCCCAGGAGGACACUUACUAAACCAGGGAACGGGACUAAAGGGGUACAGGAGGAGCAGACUACCACAGGAGGUGCUUUGGAGUACAUCUGUCGAGAGUGUGGGCGGGUAUUUGACAAGGUGAAGAGUCGUAGUGCUCAUAUGAAAACCCACCGGCAGCAGGAGAGGGAGUGGCUGACCAGGUAUGUCUGGCCUAUGGGCUGCCCUGCAGACAACCCUCAUCAAGGAGAUCCCGGCCAGGACUCUGCCAAGGUGCCUUUACUCUACUGUACGAGAGGAAUCCUCUAUAGUACAUAGUGGUGAGCACAGGACUGUUUCAGUUACCGGCAAGUCAAGUAUAUGUCGAAAUCUUACACAUGACCGAAAUUCACUCACUAUGAAUUCAUAUUGGCAGGUAUUUAUUGAAAAUCACUUUAAAAUAAUGUUUACCUAAAGAAAGCAACAACAAUUGACGUUUUCUUCUCUCCAAAAAACACACCCUACUUUACUUUAAGGUUUAGAACUUUAUGUGAUGUUGCAUUCAUGUUCCUGUCAUUCUCUGUUGUUGGACAACACGUUCUGUUAUUGUUGGUUCACAUUGUCCUAAAGUUUCUAAACAGCAUGCUCUUUUUAAGCAACCUGAAAUCCUUGCUAAAAUAUCCUGUGGUUUUAAUUACAUUUGUAUCAAUAUGAAAGCCAAAGUUUCCCUGGUAUGCUCAAUUGAAUAAUCCAUUGUAAAAUAAUUCAGUUAUUAUAUGAGUUAUUACUCUUUGUAAACAACGACAAGACAUUGACAAUUGGUCAUAAAAAAUGCAUAUGAAUCAGGGUUAGAUUCUGGGCAGCUGAGAACAGAGAGUGUAUUUACUGAACUGUGGCCCGCUCCUCACAAACAGUUUUGGCCUGAGUUUAACACUUCUGGAUUGUGUUAUGUUCUUCAAGUUAAAAUUCUUGAUGAACAAUCCACUAGUUCACUAGUUCAGAAAGAGUAUGGGCUUUACCUGACUGGCAUGUCCACUAUGUGAGAGUGUUGAUGAAAGUUAAACUUGUUGUCUCACUCAGGUGUUGUUUUAAAAUAAAUGUGUUUG
Oncorhynchus masou masou (cherry salmon) is the source of this 1988-nucleotide messenger RNA. Its product is annotated as zinc finger protein 541-like. Gene Ontology annotation, biological process: negative regulation of DNA-templated transcription; regulation of transcription by RNA polymerase II. The coding region runs from base 1 to 1221 and encodes 406 amino acids. Gene Ontology annotation, cellular component: transcription regulator complex; histone deacetylase complex. The record is from RefSeq and is a predicted model, not a curated record. Gene Ontology annotation, molecular function: transcription corepressor activity. The transcript is spliced from 9 exons. NCBI's taxonomy places the organism in Eukaryota, Metazoa, Chordata, Actinopteri, Salmoniformes, Salmonidae.